Molecule: messenger RNA, 6106 nt
Organism: Siniperca chuatsi (mandarin fish)
Lineage: Eukaryota; Metazoa; Chordata; Actinopteri; Centrarchiformes; Sinipercidae
Product: extended synaptotagmin-2-A-like
Biological process (GO): lipid transport
Molecular function (GO): lipid binding
Source: RefSeq, a predicted model, not a curated record
GGCUGGCUGAGGCUGACUGGUCGCCCUCACAGUAGGAUGCAGCGAAGGGGAAAGAGGGUAGACUUUACCUGGUCGUCAUGCAGUGGACUGGGCUUGUAGAGUGAAUUUUUGUUUCGUUUUGAAGGAAUAACGAAUGUCGCAGGCGGAUACCGUGAGGAAAUGAGUAACAGGAUGGAGGAUUCGGCGGCACCAGGUGUCAGUGCGAACGGACCCGCUGCAGCGCCCAGCAGCCAGGUGAGCUCCACCAUAGGCCCACCUGUGUCCCCAGAAGAGCUGGAUGAAGAGCCACAGUCGUCUCUGACGGAUAUCACCCAAAUGUGGAUUAAAUUUGGCAAGACUUUCGCCAUCAUCUUCCCAAUCUACGUCUUGGGAUACUUUGAGUUCAGCUUUAGCUGGGUUCUGAUUGGACUCGCCAUGUUGUUCUAUUGGAGGAAAAACCAUGGCACUAAGGACUACAGGAUAAACCGUGCCUUAGCAUUCCUGGAUCAUGAGGAGAAAGCCGUGAGGCAAAGUGUGCCUACUGCUGAGCUGCCACCAUGGGUCCAUUAUCCAGACGUGGAGAGAGUGGAGUGGCUGAAUAAGACGGUGAAGCAGAUGUGGCCGUUCAUCUGCCAGUUUGUGGACAAGCUGUUCAGAGAGACCAUCGAGCCGGCAGUUAAGGGUGCCAACCCUCAUCUCGCCUCCUUCUGCUUCACCAAGAUCGACAUGGGUGACAAGCCGCUGAGAGUGAACGGGGUGAAGGUUUACACAGAGAAUGUGGACAAGAGGCAGGUCAUCAUGGACCUGCAGAUCAGCUUUGUCGGGAAUACAGAGAUUGACGUAGACAUCAAGAAAUACUAUUGCAGAGCUGGAAUCAAAAGUAUACAGCUUCAUGGAACGAUGAGAGUGGUGAUGGAGCCUCUGCUGGGGGACAUGCCGCUGAUCGGAGCCCUAUCCAUCUUUUUUCUCAAGAAACCAUUGCUGGACAUCAACUGGACAGGACUCACAAACAUGCUGGACAUUCCCGGUGUCAAUGAUUUGUGUGACAACAUCAUCCAGGACAUCAUCUACAGCUACCUGGUCCUGCCCAACCGCAUCACCAUCCCUCUGGUGGGAGAGGCCCAGCAGGCCCAGCUACGCUUCCCCAUGCCUAAGGGCGUCCUGAGGAUCCACUUCAUCGAGGCCCAGGACCUGCUGGCUAAAGACAAGUUCCUAGGAGGGCUGAUCAAAGGCAAGUCAGACCCGUACGGAGUCAUCCAGGUCGGGACCCAGCUCUUCCAGUCCAAAGUCAUCCACGACACUGUACACCCAAAAUGGAACGAAGUGUACGAGGCCUUCAUCUACGAUCACUCAGGACUGAAUCUGGAGAUUGAGCUGUUUGAUGAAGACACUGAUAAAGACGACUUCCUGGGAAGUCUGGUGAUCGAUGUGGCCGAGCUCCAGAAGGAACAGAAGGUCGAUGAGUGGUUUGUAAUGGACGGUGUGGCUACAGGGAAGCUGCACCUCAGACUGGAGUGGUUAUCUCUGCUGCCCACACCUGAGAAGCUGGACCAGGCACUGACGAGCAUCAGAGCUGAUCGUGGACAAGCCAACGACGGCCUGUCGUCUGCGCUGCUUCUCGUCUUCCUGGAUUCAGCCAGAAACUUGCCGCACAAUCCGUUAGAGUACAACCAAGCGGGGCUGAGGAAGGCCUCGGUCAGUAAGGCAAUCAAGUCCGGUAAAAAAGUGACCAGCGAUCCCAGUCCAUUUGUCCAGUUCACAGUGGGACACAAGUCCUUCGAGAGCAAGAUCAAAUAUAAGACCAAUGAACCGGUGUGGGAAGAAACCUUCCCCUUCCUCAUCCACAACCCCAAAAGCCAGGAGUUGGAGGUUGAGGUGAAGGAUAAGAAACAUGAGUGUUCGUUGGGGACGUUGAAACUGCCUCUGAGUUGCCUGCUGGAGGCGAAGGACAUGACACUGAACCAGCGCUUCCCCCUGAAGAACUCCGGACCGAGCUGCACCCUCAAGAUGAAGAUGGCUCUGCGGGUGUUGUACUUGGAAAAGAACACAUCCUCAGAAUCCAACCCGUCCUCCGUGCAGGUCCGCAAGGCCAGCUCCUCCAACCCCAUCCCGCAGCCCCCCGUCUCCUCCGUCUCCUCUGAUUCCCCCAAGCCUCCCUCCUCCACCUCCGACAUCCCCCGCUCUGCCUCGGUGUCUGCCCAGGAUCUGCUGAAUCGGCGGAGGGAGGCCGAUGAGCCCUUUAGGUCUCCAGGAAGCACAGACUUAGGGCUGGGUGGAGGAGGAGGAGGAGGAGGAGGAGGAGGAGGAGGAGGAGGUCACAGCCUGGCGGAGACUGGGAGGAGCACCUCCAACCUGGCCAUCUCUGGUUCCCAGCAGUACCUGGCUGGAGGCAAGGAACCAACGCCCAGCAUCGCAUCGGACAUCUCCAACCCCUACGCUGCUCAGGAGCUGCAGCUGAGACUCCAGCAUCUGCAAAAUGGUUCAGGCCCCAGUCAUUUCCCGCUGGGUGAGGUCCAGCUGACAGUCAGACACAGCUCCCAGAGGAACAAACUCAUCGUGGUCGUUCACGCCUGCAGAAACCUGAUAGCGUUCACUGACCAUGGCUCAGAUCCUUACGUCCGCCUCUACCUGCUUCCUGACAAACGGAGGUCGGGCAGGAGGAAAACUCACACAUUCAAGAAAACCCUCAACCCAAUUUACGAUCAGUCGUUUGAGUUCACUGUUUCCCUCGUGGAGCUCCACAGGCGGACUCUGGAUGUUGCCGUGAAGAACGGUGGAGGUCUGCUCUCCAAACACAAAGGCCUUCUGGGAAAGGUUCUGGUGGAUUUGACCCACGAGGACAUCAAUAAGGGUUGGACACGAUGGUAUGAGCUGAGUGAAGAUGGCCUGACGAAGCCUCACCAACUAUAGACGGCAACGACAGGAACCAUCAUCAUCAUCAUCAUCAUCAUCAAUCAUCAUAUCACCACACUUCCACUUUAGAGACUUCCACUGAAGUCUACAGUACGACUUUUUUUUGUUUUUAAUUUUCAUUACUUGUAACGUACAAAAGGAAACAGAAAAGCAGCUUCUGACAUUCAUUUAAUCACAGUCAAUCAUCAGUCGCAAGGCAGACCUCCCCUUUACGAAGUGAAAGGCUGAUAGACUAAAGGGAGUAUACAACAUGUAGAAUACUAUAUAUUACAUAAUGUACUGCUGUGGAAGUCUAUAUUCCAUAUUUAUAGGAGAAACUAUAACAGCUUUAGGGGAAAACAAUCUUUUUUUUUUUGCUGUUGCAGCAGUUUCCUGCCUCGAGUUUCGGUAAAGAAUGGCGAUGUACAAGUUUGUAAAUAUAUACAAUGAUGCUGGUCAAAACAGACGCUAUAUUCUAGAGAUAAGAGAGAGGUGUGGGCUCUUACUUGGCCAAAUGAUUGUUUGUAAUUUUAUUUGAUUUGAUUACAUUUUUUUAAUGAAAAACAUUCUGCACAAUGUGUCCGAAGCAGAGCAGGCGGGCGGUCGCAGGGGAAGGCGCCACCAAAGAGAUGAGAAGUAUUUAUUGUUUUGGUAACGCAGCUGUACCCUGGCUUUAUUCCACUGUAAGAAUAUGUGUAUUAACCAAGUGAAAUGAACUGCAAGUACACAAAUAUUGUGUUAAAUAUAAUGCGAAUACCAGUUUGUUUAGUUUGCUAAUAUAGUUUAUACACCUGUUGUUACACUGAAAUAAGGCCAUUGUUAAGUGCUACCUGUUUGUUUUUCAAAUAUUUGCACAUGUGUGUUUUAUUAAAAAAAAUAGAAAUUAGAAAAAUUAAAGUGUCAAGUUUGACAUUUUGGCUUUCACUUUCUUGCUGAGAGUUAGAUGAGAAGAUACCACUCUCGUGUCUGUCAGCUACAGCCAGAGAGGAUUAGCUUAGCUUAGCAUAAAGACUUGAAACAGGGUGAAACAGCUAGCCUGGCUCUGUCUGAAGAUAACGAAAUCCGCCUACCCGCAACUCUGAAGCUCACUAAUUUGUACGUUUGUUUAAUCCGCACAAAACCGUAGUGUAACAACAACAAGUUGUGGUCUUACAGGGGGAGUUACUGUAUGUACUGGACUGUUUCUUGGUGAUGACAAGACUCCAGGAAGUCGCUCCACAUCCGCCACAUAACCUCAGUAAAACCACAUUCUGUUCAACCUUCAGACGGAGCCAAGCUAGCUGUUUCCCCCUGUUUCCAGUCUUUAUGCUAAGCUAAGCUAACUUAACCCUUUGCUGCCUUUUAUAUUUAAAGAGUGUUAUUGAUCUUCUCGUCCAACUGUUGGAAAGAAAGAGAAAAUUUUCACAAAAUGUUGAACUAUUCCUUUUAGGUAAUUCCUGCAUUCAGCUGAUUUUAAAAUGAAGUGAUUGAACUAUCACCCACAUUUUCUUCAUUUAUCUAAAGGCCACUCUGUAGAGAAGUUUAAAAUUCUCCACUUUGGCUCCCUCCAGUGGUGGUAUUAAGAAAAGUCGCUGACAGACAAACUGUAAAUUCUUAAAUGAAUUCUCGUUAUUUAGCUCAAUGAGAGAACCAGACCUAAUUUCCCGUUCCCCAGGUAAUGCAAACGCAAACCUUCACGUUUACCUUUUGUUUUGAUCAAUUCAGUUGAUAAUGUAUAUUUCCUCAUUAAUAAUUCCCACAGUACAACAGCAGAAUCAUGUCAUACUCAAUACUGUGAUGCUCUGAAUUCUUCCUCUCUCACAGAAAUUCUGUUUUUAUUCAUUAAUUAAUUCAAAUCAUUCCACUUUGCAGUUUUUUUUCUCGAUCAGUGUUGAGCUACCGUCAAGAAAACUCAUCACUUCCUGCCAAUUUUUCACAUUAAGAGUGUUCCAGCUUUCCCUUGAUUAGUAAUCUUUCAAUGUGAAACAUCUGCAGUGGAAAAACUGGAAUGAAUAAGUGAGUGUGGACAGUAUUUGUGAUAAAAAAGAGAAACUGAGAGCAGCAGAGUGAGUAUGACGUGACUGUGGAAAUGUACAUUAUUAUGCUGAAAUCACCAUGAGUUGUUGUAGUAGGCUACAUUUAAUUCCACCCCCCUCAAUGUUUUUAAUUGUUUUAUUUUAUCUGGCCUUUAUUUGGACAGACAGUAUUUACCACUUUUAUAUGAGAAUUAACUGUUUACAUACCUGCACAAACACUGAGGUAAAUGGGCUGGAAGUAUCACGAAGCCCACCUGGAUUUCUACAAACGGAAACUUCUGAAUGGUUUUAUCACAGGAAAUGUCUGCAAAUGGUGGCUUUAAAAAGUGAGAACAUUUGGACAUUUUCUCACUAAGAAAUUGAACGUUAUGUCGAGAAGCUCACAGGAGGGUGUUUGUGUUUGUCAUUCUUUUUGAGUUGUUCACAUUUUGUUUAUGAAACUACAUUAGUCUUAACUUGUCACGAAGUGUCAUUUUCAACACGUGUCUUAUUUGUUGUUGAGUUACACACAAAAUAUGCGUAGCCUGUCGAAGACACAGGGCAGUGUUGAAAAUGACAUUUAUCUAUUUUUUUUUGUGUACAUACACUUUUUUCACGCACAUCAUAUUAAACACUGCUUUGACUUUACAGCACUUGCUCAGAAGGGAUUUAUAUCAGUAACAAAUCCACAGAAUACAUCAUUCUUGGUAUCAAACACAUUCAAUAAAUGUUAUGUUAUCUAUGUGGCCCCACAAAGCCAAAGAGCAGCAAUUUUGUGUUGAUACAGAGGAGGCUAAUGUGACCUUUGACCUUCAAAACACAAAUAGACUUUUGUUGUGUUUGCAUCACGCAUCGAGAAAGUAUUUUACAUAUAUGUCUAAACUGUGCCGUUCUGCAUUUUAUGUCUUUUAAUGUUUUUUUAUUUGUGUUUCCCAGCUGCCCUCUUUGUCUUGUUUUAUUAUUAUAUGUUUUAUUUUGUAAGAAUCAAAACGUUUGUCUGUAAGUCAUUGGAUUUGAGAGCUAUGCCUCUGGGAUGGACUCUGUCCUCUGAAAGGCGGUUUGUCUUCUCCGUCUUCUUAAUUUAUCUUGUGCCUUAAAAUUCAUACCCAGAGAUAUUUACAUGUAUAAAAAGAACCGACAAAAUGCUACAACAGUUUCCCAUGUUUCAGACUGUCUCCUAAAUGUAUUUUAAAACAAAUAAAGAGCUUUAGCUGGCUAUAGCAGCAUGAAGCUGUACAGCA